Molecule: messenger RNA, 237 nt
Organism: Botrytis fragariae
Lineage: Eukaryota; Fungi; Ascomycota; Leotiomycetes; Helotiales; Sclerotiniaceae
Exons: 2
Coding region: 1-237 (78 amino acids)
Source: RefSeq, a predicted model, not a curated record
AUGACCAAGCAUCAUAUUGAGCAAAGAAAUUCCGAAAUAAAAGAUUCGACGGAGCAGCCAAACUUUCAAAUGGAGAACUCGGAUUCCAUAACUCUACAACCAACUAUCAGCUCUGAUAAUGCUCAAAAUAAUGAAUUUAAUUCUUCAAAUAAGCGGCGAGGAAUCGAAUAUUCAACUCUUUUCAUCAGCAACGAGGACACUGGCACAAAGGCUGGGGCUAGAUCAUUCGAAGAAUAG